Molecule: messenger RNA, 1798 nt
Organism: Microtus oregoni (creeping vole)
Lineage: Eukaryota; Metazoa; Chordata; Mammalia; Rodentia; Cricetidae
Gene: Hspb7
Product: heat shock protein family B (small) member 7
Exons: 3
Coding region: 85-597 (170 amino acids)
Biological process (GO): heart development
Cellular component (GO): nucleus; cytoplasm
Source: RefSeq, a predicted model, not a curated record
GCCCCGGCAUGCUUCCCUGGAAGUCUGCACCCACACGCUUCUCCAGUCCAGCCCCUGCCUAGACAGGGUCCCUGCUGCCUGUGGAUGAGCCACCGGACCUCCUCCGCCUUCAGAGCGGAGAGAAGCUUCCAUUCUUCCUCCACCUCCUCCUCCUCCUCCUCCUCUUCUUCGGCCUCCCGAGCCCUCCCAACCCAGGACCCACCCAUGGAGAAGGCUUUGAGCAUGUUUUCUGAGGAUUUUGGCAGUUUCAUGCGGCCCCACUCGGAGACCCUGGCCUUCCCAGCCCGUCCCGGGGGCCAAGGCAACAUCAAGACCCUCGGGGAUGCCUAUGAGUUUACCGUGGACAUGAGAGACUUUUCCCCUGAAGACAUUAUUGUCACCACCUCCAACAACCACAUCGAGGUGCGAGCGGAGAAGCUGGCGGCUGAUGGCACAGUCGUGAACACCUUCGCUCACAAAUGCCAACUACCAGAGGAUGUGGACCCUACAUCAGUGACCUCGGCCCUCCGAGAGGAUGGCAGCCUCACCAUCCGGGCACGGCGUCACCCACGCACGGAGCACGUCCAGCAGACCUUCCGGACGGAGAUAAAGAUCUGAGGGUCUCCCCACCCUUGCCCUCCCCCCAUCUCCUCCUCAACCGGCCUGCUGCUGAGGUCAUCCUGACCCCUGACAAUGGCCCCCAGAACAUCUCAGCCUAGGCUCCAGUCACCCCACACACUCUUAGGCCCCAGGUGGGUCACUCCCUCCCCCCCAAACUAGGGCCCUCCUCUCCACCUGGGGCAACCCCACGACCCUCAUCCAGAUAGGACCUCCCUAUCUUAGUUCACAAAUAGAGGUGUUGAAGUAUGGACUUGGGGAGAAAGAUGGGGACCGAGCCUCCAAGCAAUUGACCAGAGCACAGAGAGACAUGGAUGGCAUCUCUGCGGAGCAGGGGACCAGGGACCCUCCUGGCAAGUGGAAUAUAAGAGUUGGCCGCAAGCAGUGCUGCUGGCCUAGGCGGACUGCCUCAGACAAGCCAGAGAGAUAGCCAUGACAGCCACCUCCCCAGGGCUGCAACUCUCCAAGCCUCAAACCCAGGGCUACCUGUCACUCUGGGCCUCUGUCAGCUACUUGUGCCAGGCAAGGCCACCUGCACCCAGGUGGGCCUCCUAUCUCCAGCUGCUGGUGCCUUAGGCCAGACUGAGUCUUCUCCUUCUUAGUAGAGACCUAGGAUCCUGGGCAGCUUCCCCUGCAGAGAAGGGCCCCUGGGGACAUGAGAGCAAGAGCUCCCCGGGAUUUGCUAAUCCACCAAUCUACCCACACAUACCCUGAAACAUUCACUCCCUUUGGUUCAAGCCCAGUUCGAACCAUCCUAAAUCAGAUUUAGCAUCUCUAUUUUCAUCAAUGGGGACGUAGCAUCUCUGAGCCUCUGAACCAUUUGGAUGCUCGGUUUUGCCGCUGAAGGUUGGCUCUGAACCCAGCACUGCUUCAACUGCCCUCAGCCUCUCACCUCUGUGCCCUGGGGAGCAUCCCCCUGACUCCACAGGCCCUCCUUCACAUGUCCACUGCACAGGGUGGUCACAGGAAGAGCCCCAACCCAGAUCCCUGCUGCCCUCCAAGUCCAGGACAAAGACCCUUGUGUGUGGGUGUGGGAUGGUGGGGUGGGGUGACCAGGGCUCUGACCCUGGCUCUGUCUCAGUCUCCCACAGUAGAAGCAGGUGUGUGAGAGGGGGGAGCUCACAGUUAGCUGGGGUCCUUGGGGCCUCUGACUCCUGCUAUCUUGGGACCCUGGGGACAGGGAGGGUGGGGGUUCACGGGA